Molecule: messenger RNA, 1254 nt
Organism: Rotaria sp. Silwood2
Lineage: Eukaryota; Metazoa; Rotifera; Eurotatoria; Philodinida; Philodinidae
Source: the annotation of a GenBank genome assembly
AUGUGCUGGUCAACGAUAUUUAAUGUUCUUCAAUAUAUUAAUUCUAAAACACGUCGUUGUUCACCAUCAGCACUUAUUCUUGAUGGUCAUCUUAUGCUUGGUCGUUAUUAUGUUUAUUCGAAAAUUGUUAUUUUAUGGCAUUAUGAUGUUGAAAAAUUAUAUAAAGAUGCUAUUAUUCAUCGAUUUUUUGAAUUUGAAGAACUAACUAAAUUAAAAUUAACACGUAAAAAAGAAACAAUUUUAACUGAUACACAAUGGCAAAUUGAAAUUGAUGAAAAUUUAUUACCAGAUGAACAAAUGUUAUUAGAACGUGAUUUUUCAAUUCAAAUUCCAUGUCAAAUAACACCAUCGGAACCUGUUCAACCAUCUGAUAAUUUACCACCUCUGAUAUGGAAAUUUUCAAAACCGACUCAUGGUAAACGUAUUAAAUUAUUACCUGAAGUUGAAGAAGCAGUGUCAAAAUUUGAUAUUAUUAAUGAUCAUUAUGGUGAAUCAUUACCAGUUCAACCAACAACAGCUAUGGAUAUUGAAGAAUGUACAUUUUUUCGUGCUGCAUCAGAAGAACGAAGCAAAAACUUACUUCGAGCAUUACGGGUUGAUCGACAUUUAGAUACACCAGAUCGAUAUGUACAUCUAAGUCAAGAACAAACAAUUGAUGAACAUUAUCCACCACGCACAAUACCAUCUGAAAUAUCAGCAUUACCAAUGCCAUCAAUGGAAAUAACACCAAUUGCACCUGAAUGUAUAACAAUUGUUACAUUUGAUCAACUUUCUACUGAUGCAAUUGUUUUUAUUAAAAAUUCUAUUGAUACAUAUAAUAUCCGAUUUAUUGGUAUGAAGACUUAUCAAUUACCAACAGAAGCAUCAGUACGAAUAGGAAUUGAUGGUCAAGUAUCUGAUGUUAUAAUGAUACUAAUUGAAGAAAAAGAAUAUUUUCAUAUAUCCAAAAAGAAACUUAAUACACCAAAUGCAUUAAAUAAAAAACGAAAAAAUAAUUCACUUUAUGAAAAUAUUUCUGAAUUUAUUAAUGAAUUUCUUAAACAACCAAAUACAAAUCGAAUUCAAGCAGCUCGUCUUUUCGGUGUAUUACUUGUACUUUGUGGUGAAGGACGAUUAAAAGUUUAUCAAAAAGAAUCAUAUGGUGAAAUAAAUAUUUUUAUUAACGAUGCAUAUCAUCUAAUGAAACAAAUUCUAUGUGAUACACAAGAUAAAUCAGAUUUCGAAACAAUGGAAAGUGAUGAUAGUCAUUUUUAA